UAAUGACUAAAGUCAAGUGAAUUGAACUAAAGUCAACCCAAUAGACAUUGUGUAGUAGAUUUUAAUCCGUGGCGUCGAAGGUGAUUCAACUCCAUUCCUGCAUAACUCACACAUAACAUCAAUCACCAGGAGAACUGAUAACACCCAUCACCCAGGACAAUCACAUUAGUCCCACCAUUGUGUACGAUCGCUUGCAUCAGGCCGAGAGUGACUAAUUGUGCUUGGAUGAAUUGAGGUAGGAGGUGAUCUUCUGUGUUGGCGAUGAUCAACUCUGCGUUGGAUAUUCUAGGAGAGCCUCAAGAUCACCACAACGUGACUUUGCUGUGAGUGCAUUGGGUGCAUUUGAGACAAUUGGCCGCUUUGUGUCAUCCUCGUGUGCUAUUCAUUUUUUUUUACUGUGUUUGUGCCGCGAUUACGGAUCAUGCCAGCAAAUCAGUGCAAAAAUUGUGGCAGUGCCAAAGACUUCAACAACAACCACUCGCCAUACACCAGUGCCUAUGGCAGUGUCAUUAAUCCCACAGGUGGCAAGGGGGCUGCUAACAUGAUUGUUCAGCCCACAGCAACCACUCAUGUCCGCGCUAAGAUCAUGUGGGGUACUGUGGGGGCGAUCAAGGAGCUCCGCGAGAAGGAGCAGGCUGAAAAGAAUCGCGCAGCUCGUGCCGAGAGACGGCAGUAG
Molecule: messenger RNA, 676 nt
Organism: Phlebotomus papatasi
Lineage: Eukaryota; Metazoa; Arthropoda; Insecta; Diptera; Psychodidae
Exons: 1
Coding region: 422-676 (84 amino acids)
Source: RefSeq, a predicted model, not a curated record